Molecule: messenger RNA, 4644 nt
Organism: Anolis carolinensis (green anole)
Lineage: Eukaryota; Metazoa; Chordata; Lepidosauria; Squamata; Anolidae
Product: zinc finger protein RFP
Exons: 13
Coding region: 1410-4019 (869 amino acids)
Biological process (GO): protein ubiquitination
Cellular component (GO): cytoplasm
Molecular function (GO): ubiquitin protein ligase activity; zinc ion binding; protein binding
Source: RefSeq, a predicted model, not a curated record
UUCUCUGUGUAGUCUUAUUAUGUCCACAAGCAUGUGGAAAAUUUCAACAAUGUCAAAGGACAAAAUCAUGAAAAUGCACAAAAUCUGGCUACCAGUAUUUUUUAAAAACCUCUAAAAUCAAGACAGUUAAUAAAGAACAACACUCUGAAAAACAUGGGAAUUCCAGACAGGAAACAAUCAGAGCAGCUAAUCACCUCCCAACAAAAGAUUCCCCUAGGCAGGAAGCAGCCAGGCUUUGAAGCUGCAAGGCCAUUCAGUGCUAAUCAAGGUGGUCAAUUGCAACAUUCACACUUGCUUCCAACAGGCAAGAGUUCUUUCUCCCUCCCUGGACAUUCCACGGAUAUAUAAACCUCCCUUGCUUAGUUUCCAAUAUAGGUAAAGUUUUCCCUUGACGUUAAGUCCAGUCAUGUCUGACUCUGGGGGUUAGUGCUCAUCUCAAUUUCUAAGCCGAAGAGCCGGCGUUGUCCAUAGAUACCUCCAAGGUCAUGUGGCCGGCAUGACUGCAUGGAGCGCCGUUUCCAAUAUACAUCACAUAUAUUUGAGGAUGUCUGCCAUAGAUUGGGGGGGGGGGUUGUGUGUGUGUGUGUGUGUCAGGAGCGACUUGAAGAACUGCAAGUUGCUUCUGAUGUGAGAGAAUUGGCCGUCUACAAGGACGUUGCCCAGGGGACGCCCGGAUGUUUGAGGUUUUUCCCUUUAUUGUGGGAGGCUUCUCUCAUGUCUCCGCAUGGAGCUGGAGCUGAUAGAGGGAGCUCAUCCGCGCUCUCUCCGGGUUGGAUUUGAACCGGCAACAUUCAGGUCAGCAACACAACCUUCAAGUCAUCAAUCCUGCUGUCACAAGGGCUUAACCCACUGCACCAAUGGGGUCUCCAACCUAGAUGUAGGUGAAACGUCCAGGAGAGAAUGCUUCUGGAAUAUGGCCAUACAGCCCAGAAAAUUUACAGCAACCCAACAUUCCUUUAAAUGGUCUGACCUAUGUCAGAUUCUCUCAUUCAUUUCUGAAUAUAAGCAGAUCUUGGGUGCAUGUCUCCUGUAAUUAAUGCAGUUUGAGACCACUUUAACGGCAAUGGCUCAGUGUUAUAGAAUCAUAGGAGUUGUCGUUUGGUAAACUCUUAGGCAGACUAAAGACCUAAAACUACAACUUUCAGAACUCCAUAGCAUUGAUCCAGGACAGUUAAAGUAAUCAGCUGUUUAUUUAAGUUCAAGUGCUGGAUUUAAUUUACACUAUAAGAGAAGUUGUAUUUAAAUUCAGGCCAACUUCCUCCUUACAGCUGGCAGGAAUCUGUUGUCUCCAAAACAAGGCUUGCUGCCAAUGGGAGGGAUGAGGGAGGAGUGCAAAGGAAUGAGUCAAACAAGUCCAGCUGGAAAGAGGAAAGCGAAAGUCGGUUUCAACUUCCUCAGAAGAAGGAAAAAUGGACACAAGCCUCCUUAUAGAACAGCUGAGCAAAGAAGCCUCAUGCUCCCUCUGCUUGCAGUAUUUCAAAGACCCGGUGGCUAUACAUUGUGGGCACAAUUUCUGCCAAGCCUGCCUGGCCCAGUGCUGGGGGGAACUGGGGGACAAUGUCUGCUGCCCUUUUUGUGGGGAAAGCAGCCUGCGAAGGAGCCCCACCGAAAACCAGCACCUGGCAAAAAUGGUAGAAAUAAUCAAAUGCUUGAAUCUGGAUGGGCAAGAAGAGGGCAGGGGGGUUUGUGAGAGCCACCUGGAGCUCCUGAAGAUCUUCUGCAAAGAGGACAAAGUCCCCAUCUGCCUAGUGUGCCAACUUACCAAAGAGCACCGGCAUCACACCACGAUCCCUAUAGAAGAGGCUGCUCAAGAGUACAAGGAAGAAUUUCAAAAGGAGUUGAAAAGUUGGAAGCAAAAGAGAGACAAAUUAAUCGCGUUGAAAGUAGCCGAAGAGAAAAGAAGCUGGAAAUCAUUAAAAAGAUUAGAAUGUGAAGGAAAGAAGAUAAUGUAUGAAUUUGAGCAGCUCCACCAGUUUCUAGAGGACCAAGAAGACCUCUUACUGGCCCGGCUAGAGCAGCUAGAGAAGGAUGUGAAAAUGGAAAGGAAUACCAUCAUUUCCAGGCUCUCGGAGGAGAUUUCCAGCCUUAGUGGCCUCAUAUAUGAGAUGGAAGAGAAGAACAGGCAGCCAGUGGAGGAAUUUCUCCAGGAUCUUAACAACAUCAACAGCAGACGUGAUAAGCAGAGACCCGAGCAUUCGGUGGAACGUUCUCCUGCUCUGGAAAUGAGAUUGAAAACCUUUUCUGAACAAAGCACGCAUUUAAAAAAGAUGCUCAAAGACUUCAAAGGUCUUCUCUCCACUGAGUUAGAAAGCACAUCUUUACUGAAAGAAAAGCUGAAAAUCCCAAAAGGCAGGACGCAGUUGUUCAAGCUGCCAUAUACUGAAGUGAAAAAAAGGGGCAGAAAAGUGAAAGUGACUCUGGACCCAGAUACUGCAAACCCCUUCCUCGUCCUGUCAGCCGAUCAGAAGAGCGUGAAACUGGGAGACAUCUGGCAGGACCUUCCUGACAACCCAGAAAGAUUUGACCCUUACCCCUGCAUUCUGGGCUGUGAGGGACUCGCAGCAGGAAGACAUUACUGGGAGGUGGAAGUGGGAAAUGGGAGGUACUGGGCUGUGGGUUUUGCCAAAGAGUCUGUGAAGAGGAAAGGGGAGAUUGUCCCUAGUCCCGAAGAGCAGAUCUGGGCUUUGCAACAGUGUGGGGACCACCUCGAGGCUCUUACCUGUCCUGUGACCAUCCUGUCCUCAUUCAGCAGCCUCAGAAGAGUUAGGAUUUUUCUGGACUAUGAAGAGGACCGGGUGGCAUUUUUCGAGGCCGAUUCAUCAACUUUGAUCUACGUUUUCUCUCCUGCUGCUUUCAGUCAAGAGCGACUCUUUCCAUGGCUCUGGGUCUGGCCAGGAACAGAGCUAAGACUUUACCAGCAAGAAAUUGAGAUCAGGCUGCAGAAGCUGAAGAGAGAAGCAAGUACUGUCCAAGGACUGAAGUUGGCACGAGAAAAAGAAAUGGCAGAGUGUUUGGAGGACCUCAAGGUCAGAAGAGAGAAGAUUGUGCUGGAGUACUGGCAGCUGCAUCAGUUUCUGGAGGAACAGGAGAGGCAUUUCUUGGCUCAGCUGGAUGAACUAGAAAAGGAGAUGCAAAAGGAGCAAGAGGAAGUGGUUAGCCAACUUGAUGGUACCUUUUCUCUUCUCAGCAGCAUUAUCAGUGACCUGGAGAAGGAUUGUCAGAGGCCUGAUGCUGAAUUUUUGCAGAAUCUCAAGGAAACCUACACCCGGGGUGAAAAAGCAAUACUGAAAACAGUGAAAAGCCCUCCUAAUAUGAAACAAGCCAUCAACACAAUAUCUCAAAAGAGCAUUGCUUUAAGAGAAAACAUCAGGAAAUUUAAAGAAUCAUUGGCAGUUGAACUCAAGAGGGAGAGGACAUCUUGCCAGAAUGAUUUGCCAGAGGAACAGCCAGAUCACCUACAAGUUUUGCGGACAUGUGAAGAUGCACAAAAAACUAGCACAGAAGAAAGCGUGACUCUGGAUCCCCAUACGGCUAACACCAGGCUCCUUCUUUCUCCGGACGGGAAGACAGCAAGGCACUGGGGUUACCCACAGGCUCUGCCGAACAACCCAGAGAGAUUUGAUUUAGAGCCCUUUGUGCUGGGCUGUGUGGGCUUCUACACAGGAAGACACUCUUGGACAGUGGCCAUUGAACACGGGCAAAGCUGGGCAGUCGGUGUUGCCAGAGCGUCUGUGAAGAGGAAAGGGCCCCUCUGCCUCAGCCCCGAACAAGGCGUCUGGGCGGUGGAGCAGUGCUGGGGCCAAUUCCGAGCGCUCACCUCCCAAUGGACCCCGCUCCCUCUGGCCAAGGUCCCCAGGAUGAUACAGGUGUGUCUAGACUGUGAAGGAGGCUGGGUGACGUUUUCCAAUGCAGAUCUGGAUGCCCCCAUUUUCAGGUUCUCACACAUCUCUUUCAAGCAAGAGAGACUCUAUCCUUGGUUCUGGGUAGGUCCAGAGUGCCAGCUCAGCCUGUACCUUUAAGGGGACUUCUGCAGGAGAAGCCCCUGCGAAUGUGUUAAGGCAGGCAUGGGCAAACUUUGGCCCUCCAGGUGUUUUGGACUUCAACUCCCACCAUUCCUAACGGCCUCAGACCCCUAGGGGCCUGAGGCCGUUAGGAAUGGUGGGAGUUGAAGUCCAAAACACCUGGAGGGCCAAAGUUUGCCCAUGCCUGCCUUAAGAUGUCUAUAUUUGGGGACAUUCCAGGUGCUUAGACUACAGACCCCACAGUCUCCUAUGGUUGGUUGUGCUGCCUUGGGCUGACAGAUGUCCAUAACACCUUGAGGGGACAAUGUUCCCAUGCCUACUCUACCUUUUUGUACAAACUUUAAAACUACUGGCUGUGUUGGGAGUUCAACUCUGGUUGAAACUGUUCUCUUUGUUUUGAGCCAUGUUCCUUUCCUUGGACUACUUUCCAUCUCUUUCUUACACUUUAAAGUUGGUAUUUUCAUUGGUAUAUAUUCACCUCCAAUCACCUGAAGAAUGGCUGUUUCACUUGUACACAAUGGCCUUCAAAUUUUCCAACUAAGGAAACUAAAAUAGAGUAAUUUGCAUGCCUUUUUACAUACCUUGAUGUGAUGUCUCUAAUAAAAGUUCUGUUUGUAUUAUA